Messenger RNA from Helianthus annuus (common sunflower), 1157 nucleotides. RefSeq lists its product as uncharacterized. Lineage: Eukaryota; Viridiplantae; Streptophyta; Magnoliopsida; Asterales; Asteraceae. The record is from RefSeq and is a predicted model, not a curated record. Gene Ontology annotation, molecular function: oxidoreductase activity, acting on the CH-CH group of donors. The coding region runs from base 29 to 988 and encodes 319 amino acids. Gene Ontology annotation, cellular component: membrane. Gene Ontology annotation, biological process: lipid metabolic process. The transcript has 3 exons.
CAAGCUUUUGUUCUUAGGUGAAUCAAACAUGGCUUUGAAGAAUGCUUUGAUUGCAUUCAUGGCUCCUCUCCCUUCAAUCAUCUUCUACAUCUACUUCCUAAACCACCACCAAACUCAUCAUCUUCUAUCCCCUCUCUGGAACUGGUGCUAUAACCACCCUUUGAUCUUAGCCAACACCCUCUUUUUCCUCAACAUCGAUGUCGGUUUCUGGCUCAUUAGCCUCCUCCAAUCCAGCAAUUGGAUGAUAGAUCUGUACUGGACGGUGAUUCCGGUGUUGUUGGUGCAUUACUUUGGGAGUCACCCUGACGCCGAAUACAACUUGUGGCGGUCAACGGUGGUGGUGGUUUUGACAUGGGUUUGGGCUAUCAGACUGACCCAUAACUAUUUUCGUCGGGAAAAAUGGCAAUGGGGUGCCAGAGAAGAUUGGAGGUUCACUGAUAUGGCUCAGCAACAUGGUCAAAACUGGUGGUGGGUUUCGUUCUUCGGUGUUUACCUCAUUCAACAGGUAUUUCUAUUUGGUGUAUGUCUACCCUUGUACAUCGUUCACUCGGUGAACAAGCCACUAAACAUAUGGGACGUAAUCGCAUUAGUUGUGUGCGUUUGUGGCAUCGUCUACGCCUAUUUCGCGGACACCCAACUUCACACAUUUGUGAGCAAGAAUGAGAAGUUAAAAGAGGAAGGAAAGGCUAUGGUGCCCAAUCUUGAUGAAGGCUUGUGGUACUAUUCUAGGCACCCAAACUAUUUUGGUGAGCAACUUUGGUGGUGGGGACUAGCCAUCUUUGGUUGGAACCUAGGUGGCCGUUGGGUCUUUGUGGGCGCACUCAUAAACACUUUAUGCUUGGCUUAUGUGACCACAUUGGUAGAGAAAAGGAUGCUCAAACAAGAGUAUAGGGUUGAUGCCUAUAAAAUGUACCAAGAGACAACUUCUGUUUGGGUACCAUGGUUCAAAUCAUCUCCAAAACUAUUGCCAAAAGAAAAGGAUAGUUGAGUUUCAAAUUUCUAAUGAUCUGAAUUUUCAACUUGUUGAUGUCAGAUGUUGUUCAUUUGUGCCUUUUUAAUUUGUGAAAAAUUGCUAAACAAUCAUUAAUGUGCAUUUUGUAUACCACUUUUUUCUUUCUGAAAUUUUGUAAUGCAAUGUUUAUAAGAUUUUGAUAUUA